Molecule: messenger RNA, 6511 nt
Organism: Pantherophis guttatus
Lineage: Eukaryota; Metazoa; Chordata; Lepidosauria; Squamata; Colubridae
Gene: WDR81
Product: WD repeat domain 81
Biological process (GO): aggrephagy
Cellular component (GO): mitochondrion
Molecular function (GO): protein binding; phosphatidylinositol 3-kinase regulator activity
Source: RefSeq, a predicted model, not a curated record
GGGGGGGGGGGAGCCCCGACGCGGCGGCCACGUGGACUUUGUGUCUUUCCCGAGCAGCGGCGCCACGUGACUCGCGCAUCAGCUGAUCCAACAUGGCGGGAGGCGGGGCUGCUGCGCGCUGCGGGUGAGUCCCGGCUCCGACGGGAGAGGGAAUGGUGAGGCGCUGCCGUCUCCAGAAUGGAUCCCCUCCUGGCGCAGGUGGAGAAAGACUUGGGCAUCGCCCGCAGUCAGCUGCUGCUCAGGGGCUCCCACGUUGUCGCUCUCGUGCCCCUAAAAUGGCUGGCGAGCCUAAAGGAGCAGGGGGUGCUGCCUAUUCUGUGCCCGCAGCCUGAAGGCCUCAGUGAGCUGGAGAUCCACGCCUUUCUCCAGCACUCGGUUCAGAAGCUGCCCACUGGCUGGACCCGAGUGGAAAUCCACGGACUGCAGAAACUUUGGCUGCGCUACCAGUUGACUGCAAGUGCCAACACGCAGAAAGAUCCCGCAGGGGCCCCAGAGACCCUUCACGAGUUCAUGCGCAGCGUGGCUUCCCAGAACUGUAGGAAUCUAUGGAACCAAGCCCACCGCUCAUACGUCCAGCGCUACUACCCAGCCGCAGCCCCAGCCUCUGUCCAGGCCCUGGAGGGGCUCCGGGCAGCCCUGCAGAAGCUCUACUGCUGCCCACUGGUCCGUGUGAGAAGGACGCCCUCUGGUUCAUCUCCUGCUAAAGAGGAGGACGCCCCAAGCCAUGUGCCCCCACACUUCUCCAGCGUCCUGCAGGCGGAGGCCCUGGUGGAGUCCUCAGAGAUGCUCUUCCUGGUCUUCCCGUACGUCUGGUACUCCCUGCGUGACCUCAUCACCUUCAGCCCCGCCAAGCUGACGAACAGCCACGCCAAACUGCUCUUCAUCCUCUUCCAGGUGUUGCUGGCCAUGCAGGCCUGCCACGAGGCAGGCCUGGCAUGUGGCACCUUCUCGUUGGAGGACGUGGCUGUGGACGAGAAGCUGUGUGCCCAGCUCAGGGUCCCACUUCAAGGGUACGAGCAGCUGGGCAGGGAGGAGGCUGGGCAGGGAGGAGCCGUGGCAGUAGCCUCCAGCACUCCAGACCAGGCAUCAGCAGAGGGCCAGGGGACCAGGGAUCCCGCUGCUGCAGAAGGGGCAGGAUCCCUGCCAGAUCUUGGGGAUCGGGUGCUGGACUGGGUGCAUGGCCGCCUCAGCAACUUUGACUACCUCAUGCACCUGAACCGAUUGGCGGGGCGGCGCCCGAGGGACCCCAACUAUCAUCCUGUGCUCCCUUGGGUGAUGGACUUCACCACCCGAGGAGGCCAAUUUCGGGACUUGCGGAAGUCCAAGUUCCGCCUGAACAAGGGGGACAAGCAGCUGGACUUCACCUAUGAGAUGACCAAGCAGGCCUUUGUGGUGGGGGGAAGCAGCCUGAGUGGGGAGCAGCCCCAUGUGCCUCAUCACAUCUCGGACGUCCUCUCUGACAUCACCUAUUACGUGUACACGGCCCGGCGGACACCCAAGGCGGUGCUGUGCGCCCACGUCCGGUCCCAGUGGGAGCCCAAUGAAUACCCGGCCAACCUGGAGCGCAUGCAGGCUUGGACCCCUGACGAGUGCAUCCCUGAGUUCUACUCGGACCCCACCAUCUUCAAGUCCAUCCACCCUGAUAUGCCAGAUCUGGAGGUGCCGCCCUGGUACGGCUCCUGCGAAGAGUUUGUUGCUGCCCACCGGGCCCUGCUAGAGAGCCCGGAAGUCUCUAGGGACCUGCACCACUGGAUCGACCUUACCUUUGGCUACAAGCUGCUGGGUAAGGAGGCAGUCAAGGAGAAGAACGUCUGCCUGCAUCUGGUAGACAACCACACCCACCUCACCAGCUACGGAGUCGUGCAGCUCUUCGAUCAACCCCACCCCCGGCGGCUGGUGGGUGCCACCCUUCUGCCUGCGGAAGCCCCUCUCUUCACCCGACCCCUCAUCCCCCCAGUCCAGGAGACACGAGUGGUGGAGACCCCCAAGUGGAGCCAGGCGGCCGCUGGGCUGAUCAUCGAUGCAGCCACCUGCGAAAGCCAGUUUGGGCUGAACCUGGGAGAGGAGGUGGAGCAGGGAGCAGAGGCCCUGGAAUCUGCCCCGGCGCCCAGCAGAGGCUUGGAGCCGCCCGGUCCUCCUGCCCAGGGUCCUGGCUUCCCUGUGGACAGCAGGCCUCUUGGCUGGAGGACCAAGGCCCCUGCCACUCUCUUCCAGGGUGAAGGGGCGGAGGAGAAGCUGGUCCUCCCAGAGGGCCACAAGCUGCUUCAGGCCUUGGAGGAGCUGGAGAAGCUGGAUGCUUUCCUGUUGAAGGCUGUGCACGGGGCAGUGGGCCGGCUGGAGCAUCCCCCCUUGCGGUUCCCGGUGGCGCUCUCGGACCUUUUUCAGAGGGACAUGCAGGUGCUGGGCGUGCUAGUGGGCGAGAUCCUCUUUGCCCCCAAGCUGCGCACCUCCAAGCCGAUGGCGCCUCUUCAGGAGCGCUUCCAGGCUGUCCGGAGGCUUUGCUGGCUUCACCCCAAGGAGGUCCCCCCUCCACUCCAGCAUCUGCUGGAGGUGCUGCUGCGGCUGAAGGUUCCUGACCCCCAGCUUCUCGGAGAGGAGCAGGACAGCAGGGGCCCCCAGCUCUUCGCCUACAAGCCCAUCUGGCAGGGCCUGCCUCCGCCAUGCCCCUCGCAGCUACUAAGCCCCUACAGCGGGGUCCUGCCCUUCCCGCCGUACUUCCCUGCCCUGCACAGGUUCAUCCUGACCUACCUCUCCCAGGAGGCCGGGGAUGAGGGGCAGGGCCGGGAGCUGGUCUUCCAGCUGUGGCAGCAGCUGGAUGGGGUGCUGAGUGGCAUCACUCCUGAAGGCCUGGAGAUCCUGCUGCCCUUCGUCCUGGGCCUGCUGUCCGAACAGAGGACAGCUGUCCACGCCGCCUGGUACCUCUUUGAGCCCAUCGCCAGAGCCCUGGGCCCCAAGAAUACCAACAAGUAUCUGCUCAAGCUCCUAAUCGGCGCCUAUGAGAGCCCCCGGGGCCUCCACGGCCGCUUCUACCUCUACACGGACUGCUUCGUGGCCCAGCUGAUGGCCCGGCUGGGGCUGCAGCCCUUCCUCACCCACCUGCUGCCUCACAUCCUGCAGGUGCUGGGGGGUGCAGAGGGCUCCUUCCAGGAGAACAAGGCUUUGCUGCUGAGCACAGCGGAGGAGGACGGUGAGGAGAGCGGCAGGAGCAGCCCGGCAUCUCGGUCCUUUGGGGAGGAGGCCAAGGGGGACGCUGGCCUGGAGCUGAUGAACUACAUGUCCGGCAUCAGCUUGCAUGACCAGGCCUACCUGCCGGAGAGCGAGGAGCUUCCGAAUGGCCUCUACCUAGCCGAGGCCCUGAGCCUGGGCCAGCUGAGCGACAAGGGUGGUGCAAACGACGGGCUGCUGGGGGAGGAGCCACAGGAUAAAGCCUCCGGCCUCCAGUGCCUGGACAGCAGCCAGGACCUGAAGCACAGUGAGGAGGAGGAGGAGGUGGAGGAGGAGGAGGAAGAAGAGGAGGAUGGGGAAGAAGGCCGCAAGGAGGCUGCUUUGGCCACAGAAGAGCCGGUCCUCUCAGGGGCUGCGGGCCACUCUGCGGAGCCCACUCUGGCUGAGGAAGAUGGGCAGACAGAGGCUGGGGAAAGCCAGCAAGAUCUGCUAGACCAGGAUGUGGACAAAGAGCAGAGUAUCCUGCUAGACACAGCCUGCAAGAUGGUGCGGUGGCUGUCAGCCAAGCUGGGCCCCACCACCGCCUGCCGGUACGUCGCCAGGAACCUCCUCCGGCUGCUGGCCUCCUGCUAUCUGGGUGCAAGCAGGCAGCAGUUCGUAGCUGGGGCCGAAGAGAGUGGCCCUCCAAGCCCUGGGAACCUGGAGCAGAGGCAGCCCGUGGCAGGCGACAUGGUCUCGGAGCCGGUGCUCACCUGCCUGGCCCACAUAGCACACCUCUACGGGGAGCCGGUCCUCACCUACCUCUACCUGCCCUACAUCAGCUACCUGGUUGCUCCUGGCAGUGGGACGGCAGCUAGCCGCCUGAACAGCCGCAAGGAAGCUGGGCUCUUGGCAGCUGUGGCGCUCGGCCAGAAGAUCGUCGUCUACCUGUCAGACAGCACCCUGAUGGACAUCCUGCCCAGGAUCAGCCAGGAGGUCCUGCUUCCACUUCUGGGCUUCCUCACCUCGCCCACCCUCAGUUUCCCCAGUGGGGUCCAGGGCCGUGUCGUCUUGUGCCUCAAAACCAUCCGCCUGAUGGUGCUGGUUUGUUUACGGAUCGGACCCGAGAUGGCUCAGCAGCAUCUGCGUGACACCCUCCGGGACUUCUUCGGGAGCUUCUCCUCGCUGCCCUUGGAGUCCGGACAGCCGCCGUCUCCGGACCCCUCAGCUCUUCUGGAACUCCAGAAAGUUUUCAGCCCAGAAAUGGCCUAUGUUGCCUUUGUGCCCUUCUCUUGUCUGCUAGGUGACGCCUUCCACGUGAUCGUGCCCAACCACGCCUUGGUCAGGCAGCUGGCCAGCCUUUACCUGGAGCAGGCCAGUCCCUCAUCUGAAAGGCAGGCAACCACUGGGCCAGGCCAGGCCCCCUCGGAGCAGGAAGUGCUGGGAGCCGAGCCCUCCUCCACCCUGCCCGAGGACCCACGAUCGGGCACCUUCGGGGGCGUGCUGGUGGGCAACCGCAUCCAGGUGCCCUCUGAAGCCCAGCAGGAGCUCUUGAGCGGGGCCAGGGGCGGCCUCUGCCCCAAGCUGGGAGGCCAGGAGGGGGAGACGCUGAAGCAGGAGCUGCGGCCCAGCGCCCGCCUCCUCCUGGGCAACUGGCUGGCUUACUGGCAGUACGAGAUCGGGGUCGGGCAACACGACGCCCCCUUCCACUUCCAUCAGAUCAAGCUGCAGAGUUUUGGGGGCCACGGGGGCGCCGUCAAGUGCCUGGCCCCCUUGAGCGGAGAGGACUUCUUCCUGAGCGGCAGCAAGGACAAGACUGUGCGCCUCUGGUCCCUCUACAACCGGGGGGACGGCACCCACGAGACUGAGCCCCGGCUGAUCUACGACCGGCACAAGAAGUCCGUCUUCUAUGUCGGCCUGCUGGAGGCCCCGCAGCAUGUGGUCAGCUGUGACGGCACCAUCCACAUCUGGGACACCCCCACUGGCAAAGGGGUGCGUAGCUUUGAAGCGCUGGACUCCAAGGCCCCCAUCACGGCCCUCUGCCCUAUGCCGCCCCCUUAUGGCAGCAUCAGCAUCGCCAGCGCAGACUCGGUGCUUCGCUUCAUCGACCACCGGAAGCCAGGCUGGCAGCAGGAAUUCCGGCUGGCCAGCGGACCCAACGCCGGACUCAUCCGCUGCCUGGCUGUCAGUCCUAGCGGGCGCAGCGUGGCAGCCGGCUUCUCCUCUGGCUUCAUGGUCCUUCUGGACACCCGAACGGGCCUGAUCCAGAAGGCUUGGUCAGCCCACGAGGGAGACAUCCUGCAGGUCAAGGCCACAGAGGGCAACAUGCUGAUCAGCUCCUCCUCUGACCACUCACUGACCAUCUGGAAAGACCUGGAGCCGAAGCCCCUGCAGAUGUACAAAUUGGCCUCGGAGCCCAUCCACACCUUUGACCUCUACGGCAAUGAGGUGGUGGCCGGCACAGUGGCCAACAAAAUCAGCGUCUACGCCUUCCAGGGUCCCUCAGCCCCCAGCACCACCAAGCUGAGCUCCGAGAACUUCCGAGGGACCCUCACCAGCUUGGCCCUCCUUCCCACCAAAUGCCACCUGCUGCUGGGUUCGGACAAUGGCACUGUCCGGCUGCUGGCAUAGCCCUUGCUUCUGAAGCAGACAGGGACAGUUGUGGCUGGCCAACAGCCCUGGGGGGGCAAGAACGGAAGGUUGGGGACGACCCUCCCCCCAUAAUCCUGCUGCAGGGCAGCCCGAGAAACACCAAGUGUUCCCCAUCACCGUAUGUGCCUGAUGCUUCCUGUGGACUGGCAGAGAUGCCCACAGAUGCCUGGGUGGGUGGGUGGGUGUGGGUCUGGGUGUGUGUCGCGCCCUUAUCCCCUAACCUGGAGGCUAGCAGGAGGCAGGGAAUAGCAGCAGAUCCUAUGGCCCUAUGGGGGUGGGGCAGGAAUGUCACGCUGUGCUGCUCUCUCCCCUCAUUCACCCUUUGGGGAAGGGGCUUCUGGGCAGGAAGGUGUGAUUGCCCCCUCCAACUCUUCCCGUUGUUGGCCAAGAAUUGGAAGCCCCCCCUCCCACUCCUUGCUUGGCCACAAAGCUCUUUCUUUUCCAAGGAGCCCCCGCCACAUCACCCAACCUUCCUCCCCAAAAACUCCUUGGCUGGACACUGUCUGAACUUUUCGGUCUGUGGGGAUAUCAGUUCCACCCGGAAGGUGUGCUAGAAAUGCAUUUAGUUCUCUCCCCACGACACACACCCACACCCACCCACACACACACCCCUUGAAGUCGAGCACUUUCCCUCUGUUCCCUGGAACUGGGGGGGGAAAGGGGGGGUGUUCUCAGUGUUGAUUGAACAAUUUGCAAUAAAUAAACAUCCUGAGAA